Necator americanus (New World hookworm) is the source of this 696-nucleotide messenger RNA. RefSeq lists its product as uncharacterized. Bases 1 to 696 code for a protein of 231 amino acids. The transcript is spliced from 2 exons. The record is from RefSeq and is a predicted model, not a curated record. NCBI's taxonomy places the organism in Eukaryota, Metazoa, Nematoda, Chromadorea, Rhabditida, Ancylostomatidae.
AUGUGGCAGAUAGCGGCUAAUCGCGGACCAAAAGCGACCUUGUACCUUCCUGAGACGCAGGUUGAUUCAGAGGAUGGACUGCCUGUUUCUGCUGUGCUAGGAUCGGCUCAUAAUACUAUUGUAUCAUGCACGUCGGUUCGGCCAAAAGCCUGCAAUCAAGUGACUGGGGAGGCGUACGACGUCAUCGGACUGACCGAGGCGAGACGACACCACCCACUGGACGCCGUGUAUGAUACUGGAGAAGAACUGUUCUUAGGAACAUGCAACAGUAGAGGAGUUGGUGGAGUUGGUGUCCUCUUCAACACGAAUGUGGCAAUAAAUAUCGACUCUUUCGAACAACUCACAACCCGAAUAGGACGUUUACGGAUGAGAUGUGGUCCAGUGCCAGCUUUGACAAUCUUCUUCACUUACGCUCCAACAACAAAGUACGAGGAAGAAGUCGAUGCUUUUUAUAUGGACCUGGAAAAGUUGUACAGAGAAGAUCAUACCUCCUACACUGUCAUAAUUGGUUAUUUCAACGCCAAAAUUCGCCCUAGAAGAACGCCUGAAGAACUUCACAUCGGAGCCCACGGCCUUCAACGGAAUGAGCAGGGAGAGAGGCUUUCCAAGUCAAUCAUUACGACCAAGACUAUUUCUGGGAACGCGCAAUUCCGGAAGCCUUCCUCUCUACGCUGGACGUGGGAAUCACCCGAUUGA